AUGACCUAUUCUGUGAGUGACCCUGGAGAGAACCAGACCAUCUCUGAUGUGUUCAUCCUGGUGGGGUUUUCGUACCUUAACGAGCUGCAAAUCGUUCUGUUUCUGUUGCUUCUGGUCAUCUACCUGGUCACCCUGAUAGGGAACCUGCUUGUUAUCUUCCUUAUAAAGUUAAACCCAUCUCUCCACACCCCCAUGUAUUUCUUCCUGGUGAACCUGUCAUUCUUGGAAAUCUGCUACACCAGUAGUGUGGUCCCUCAGCUGCUGGUUCACCUCCUGGUGGAGGAAAAGACCAUCACCAUUGUGGGCUGCGCUACCCAGAUGUACGUCUUCACUAUCCUGGGCCUCACAGAAUGCUGCCUCCUAGCAGCCAUGGCGUAUGAUCGCUACAUAGCCAUAUGCAACCCCUUGCACUACAGAACCAUCAUGAGUGGCCGGGUGUGCGCACAGCUCGCAGGUGCUUCAUGGACCAUUGGCAUCUCAGUGGAAGUAGCUCAGACCACGUGGAUCUUCCGCUUGCCCUUUUGUGGCUCCAACCGCAUCCACCACUUCUUCUGCGACAUCCCACCAGUGGUGAAGAUGGCAUGCACGGACACAUCCAAAAAUGAGAUUAUGGUUUUCACUGUGUCGGUGCUGUUCAUCAUGAGCCCUUUUUUGUUGAUAAUCCUGUCCUACAUCUGCAUUAUUUCCUCCAUCCUUAAACUCCAGUCAGCGGAGGGAAGGCGUAAAGCCUUCUCCACCUGCUCCUCCCACCUCAUGGUGGUGACUUUGUUCUAUGGAACAGCUCUUAUCACCUACCUCAGGCCAAAAUCUAGCUCCACCCCAGAUAGUGAUCUAAUUAUUUCCCUCAUGAACACAAUUGUGGCCCCUGUCUUGAACCCCAUAAUAUACACUCUGAGGAACAAAGAGGUGAAGGGAGCCUUUAGAAAAACAGUAGAGAAGAGCAUGUCUUCACACAACCAGAGAAAUUAG
Malaclemys terrapin pileata is the source of this 969-nucleotide messenger RNA. RefSeq names its product olfactory receptor 10A4-like. The transcript has 2 exons. Gene Ontology annotation, molecular function: olfactory receptor activity; G protein-coupled receptor activity. Gene Ontology annotation, biological process: G protein-coupled receptor signaling pathway. The record is from RefSeq and is a predicted model, not a curated record. NCBI's taxonomy places the organism in Eukaryota, Metazoa, Chordata, Testudines, Emydidae. Gene Ontology annotation, cellular component: membrane. Bases 1 to 969 code for a protein of 322 amino acids.